This is a messenger RNA of Beta vulgaris subsp. vulgaris (sugar beet), 1407 nucleotides long. RefSeq lists its product as uncharacterized. Gene Ontology annotation, molecular function: zinc ion binding. The coding region runs from base 1 to 1407 and encodes 468 amino acids. NCBI's taxonomy places the organism in Eukaryota, Viridiplantae, Streptophyta, Magnoliopsida, Caryophyllales, Amaranthaceae. The record is from RefSeq and is a predicted model, not a curated record. The transcript has 2 exons.
AUGGAGGUGAAGUGCACUACAGGGUGCCCAUUCAGGUUGUUUGCUUCCUGGGAUUCAAGGAGGGCAUGCUUUGUUGUGAAAUCUGUUGAUGAUGAACACAGUUGCACAAGGAACAUGGAAGGCAACAGACAAAUGACAUCUACUUGGCUUGCAAAGCAGUUUUUGGAGAUUUUCAAGGCAAGGCCUCACUGGCCAGCCAAGGAGCUAAUUGAGACAGUGAGACAAGCAUAUAGAGUUGCUAUUAAGAGUGCCUUGGCCUAUAAGGUGAAGUACAAGGCCCAUAAACUGCUUCAUGGUUCCAUGGAAGAACAUUAUGCCAAACUAGGUAGAUACCUUCAAGCCUUGAGAGACAGUGAUGCAGAGAUUUGUAUAAGGUUGUUGAAUGAUGAAAGACCAAGGAGGAGUGCAACUCCAGUGUUUCAAAGACUCUUCAUCUGUUUUGAUGGUGUGAGAAAAGGGUGGAAGGAGGGUUGCAGAAGGUUCUUGUCCAUUGAUGCUUGCUUCUUGAAGACCUUUUUGGGUGGUCAAUUAUUGGCAGUUGUUGGCAGGGAUGCCAAUGACCAAAUGUAUCCAGCUGCCUGGGCCAUAGUUGAAGGUGAGAACAACUCCUCAUGGUCAUGGUUUCUCAGUGAGGUUCAAACAGCUUUGAACCUAGGACAAGGUGAAGGUCUUACAAUUAUUUCAGAUGAACACUUGGCAAUUAUAAGUUCAGUUGCAUCUAUUUUUCCCCAAUGUGAGCAUAGGCAUUGUGCUAGGCAUAUCUUUGCCUAUUGGCACAAAGAUUUUAAGGGUGAUGAAAUGAAAUUGUUGUUCUGGAGAGCAGCUAAGGCUUAUAGUAUUGCAGACUACACUGAUGCCCUAGAUGAAAUGGAUACCAUUAACCCUGAUGCAACAAAAGCUUUCAAAGCCCACAACCCCUCUGUUUUUUGUAGAGCACAUUUGAAUACUAACACUAAGGUGGAUGUUAUAACAAGUAAUCUGUCUGAGACUUUCAAUGGCUAUAUUAUAGCUGCUAGGACAAAACAUAUCAUUUACAUGUUGGAGGACAUAAGGGUAGCCCUUAUGCAGAGAUUAGUGGUGAAAAGGCAAGAAAUGGAAGCAUCUAAGGCUCAGAUCUGUCCUAGGAUACAAGCUAGGUUAAAUAAGGAAAAGGCAGAGGCUGCCAACUACAUGGUAAUUCCAUCCACAAACACAACUUUCCAAGUUAAUCAUAAGAUGGACAGUUUGACAGUGGACUUGGCUGCACAGUCAUGCACAUGUAGGAAAUGGGAUUUAUGUGGAAUCCCCUGUUGUCAUGCAGUGGCUUGCAUUUUCUUUUGUAGAAAGAAUGCUGAGGACUUUGUGUCAGAAUACUACACAAGGUCCACAUACCUACAGUCUUAUGCAGGAUCCAUACCCCCCCAGUAG